Caenorhabditis elegans is the source of this 8490-nucleotide messenger RNA. RefSeq names its product BEACH domain-containing protein (gene lyst-1). The record is from RefSeq and is marked reviewed. The transcript has 36 exons. Lineage: Eukaryota; Metazoa; Nematoda; Chromadorea; Rhabditida; Rhabditidae. The coding region runs from base 1 to 8283 and encodes 2760 amino acids.
AUGGAAAAGAUCCGCUCACCAUCACUGAUUGAGGACCUCCUUCCAGAAGAUGAGCUUAAUCACGAAGUUUUCUUUUUUGAACCAUUCAAAAGUCAAACUAUCAAUGAAGCUCUACAAUUUUUAUCCUCAACAUGUAAAGAUGUUCACAAGAAAGAAAUCUUCCAGUACAAUAUGACAGAGUUGUUUAAGAAGUCAUACGAAGCGUUAGGAUCGUCUCCGAAUCGGACGCCAAAGUUAAAUUAUGCUUUGUUAGAAAGAAUCACGCUGGAAAUUUUUAAUGACACCGAAAAGCGGUCUUAUUCAAGCCUGAAGACUAGAUUUACUGAAAUUAGCAUCACUGAUAAAUUCAGAAAAAAUAAUGUGAGAUGGUCGGAGGAGGACAGUCAGAAUUUGCCAGACAUCAAAUAUGUGGAGAGAUGGUUCAAGGAAUAUCCGCACAUGGCUGAGAGGGAGUUGAUAGAAAUGAUGCCAGCAAAAUGUUAUGUGUUGAUACAUAUUGCCAGUCAUGUGUUAAAAGAGAAUGAGCUUAAACAAAUUUUGGAAACUGUUUCGAGCUCACCAAUAAGUUUCUCAACAACCUCGAAAACAAUAAGGCACAUAUUUCUGCACUAUGAGAUUCUACUACUUCGUUUAUUAAAAACCACAAUCUCUUCAAAGUCCAACUAUCAUCAUCGGUUAGUGUUAGAUGAAUGUAAAGUUGGCUUCGGUAUGUUGAUUGACGAUUUCAACAAUGGUUUCAACAACUUGGAAAAGAGUGAUGUUAGGAAAGAAUGUGUACAUUCUGCGGAGCUUCUUUUACAAUGUUACUGGAUGCUGUUGUCAAAGUUGGCGUUGGAGGAUGAUAAAAUUGACUGGAGUAUAUUCAAACCAUUAUUAAGAAUUCAAUCAAGUAGAAUUAUCAGUUUCAUGAUCCAAUUUUGGUGUAAAUAUCCAACAAACGUCACCGGACUUCACAAUCGAAAGUUUUACCACGAAAUGAUAAUUCAAUUUCUUUUGUCUACUACAGCUAGUAUGGAUAGUGAACUAGUGAACAAUAUGCUGAGGCAACAAAGAAUGGCGCAAAAUGGGUUAACUUCCAAGACUUUUGCAUUGCAUCGUUUUAUAGGGAAUGACUCAAAAGAUGUGACCAAGCUGAUCCUAAAAUAUUCCGAUUUUCACAAUUUCCCUUCAUCCACUAGAAUCUUUGAUUAUUCUGAAAAAUCUACCACUGAUGAACUAAUUCCUUUGCUAUCCGUGGAGCAAUUUGAGUCUAUGUGGGAUGAUAUUACUGCCUGUGCUCAGACAAAGAAUAUCAACGUAACGGACCGAAUAAUGUUAAGAGCAGUAAUUGCAGACAUGGAACAUUCUGUUAUGUCAAGGCUGAAAAGGUUGACUUAUUUGUCGAAGCAACAUUUGGUGGAUCACCCGUGUUAUGCGUUUUAUUCAGCAUUAGCAGAAAUAAUUCAAAAACGAAACAACCGAAAUAUUUUCUCUAAAGAGAUGUGUAAUGAAGGACUGAAACUUGUGUCGUUCCUACAAUCUCAGACUUUCAAUCGCUUCGUGAAUCUUUCACCACAUGAAGCUGAGGCUUGUUUCAAACAAACUUUGGAACUUUUGAUUGACAAUCCUGAGCUCAAAAAUUCAACAAUGCCAUACGAAAUUCUAAGUGCAUGUUUCCAAAAUGCUUGCCUUCAAAGAAACUUGGAACUCAGAAAUUAUAUGGCUGAGAAAAUUGUUUUUGUAUUUCAAAAACUUAACAACUAUCACGCGUUAAAUCAUUUUUUAAUGUUGAUUGCAAAAGUUCUGAGGUCUCAGUCUUCAGAAGAUUUAUUGAGAAAAUGUUAUCAUAAAAAAGAUGUUUUGAUUGGUGGAAUUAAAAGCCUAUUGGAUAGUAUUGAGUGUCAAAUGAUCGACUAUACAUAUCAUGAGCUGGACAUGCUUGAUUCCCAUUUUCAAACAGAUUGGAAUAAUUUGAAUUGCAUUCAAGACCAUUUUAUUCAAUGUCACUUGACUUGCCUAUCAAUCCUAACAUUUUGUGACCAAAUGCAUGCCUAUGCUCCUUCGAAAAUGUGGUUCGAAUCCGUAAGCCGAAUACUGGAAAACAACACAACGUCUGGAGAAGGCGAGAAGAAUACAAAAAUGUAUUUGAAUCUUUUAUAUAAACAAGUUUUGACAAAUUCGACUAACUUUCCGUUGCCUAAUGGAGAACUUUUGGAAACAAUCCGGGAUAAGACACCACUACUUUUUCUGCUUUCAAUUAAAGAACAAAAAAGAGAUGCUCUCGUAGCAAACUUUGGCAAGAAGGAUAUUCAGGGCCUUCUUGACCAAAACACUGCAGUUCUUCAAUGGUCAGAUUCUAUAAUAUCCUUCUACUUGGUUGAACGUCUGAAUAAUAUCACAGAAUCCGGUUGGUUAAUGGCACAUCUUGCAAACAGAGUUUUGAAAAACUACAACUCAAGUCAAGUACAACAUGAUUACACGUUAUACCUACGCAGUCUUUUAAGUUUGUCCUGGACUUAUCCAGUUCAACAUGAAGAUAUGGAGUACAUAACACACGUGGCUGAAAGUCCUAAAUUAAACAUAAAUGUUUACUUUCAAUUCAAAAUGAGAAAAACUGGCGAAGAAUCUGAAAUGGUGUCAAUAACAAUUGGUAAUCUCGUUCUCGACAUGAACUGUUUUUGUGAAGCAAACAGGCUAAUUUGUUUAUAUACAACUAACAAUGGAGAUAAAGUCAUUAGUUACUUGGAACCAACCUAUAGAGUUCAUAAAUUCAUGAUGCAAGUAAGUCAAAAUGGAGAAGAAAUAUCUAUUUACACUUCCCGGAAAACGCACCGACUUGUAAAUCGGAGAAAUUCGCAUUCAAUUGAUGAAAUUAAGAUUUCGAUUAAUUCUCUACAUCAUACAAUUCCAAUUGUAUUUCAAGGUGAUCGUCAAUCUUUGUAUGAUGUUCAUGAAUUGGGAAUCAGUUCUAAAAAUCUCGAGAAAACACGAAAGUUUGUAUUAUCCACAAAAGGGCGAAAACUCAACAUUGGCCAAAUGUUCCAUUCAGUAAUCCCCAUUCGCCAUAAUCAACAGUUGUCCGUUAAAAGUGAAGAAGCAGGAUUUACGAGUACAGUUGAACAAUUGAGAGCUGCAGGGGGAUUUGGAUUCAUAUUCCAUAACUUUACAAAACUGUUACUUGAAAAAAAUGCGGAUUGUCCAGUAGGAACAGUCACACAUUGGAACUUGAUUUUAGCAUAUCUAAACUCGCCAUGUCUAAAAAGGGAAAAAUUCUCGACAUCAGAAGCACAUCAAAUGGUAUCACUACUAUUCCGCCACACAAAAGUAAAAGUUCCAGAAAGUAUUGUAAAGAAAUUGUUUGAUAAAUGUAUGAUAACAAACCAUGAAAUCAAAGAAGCAUCCCUGCUUACUGAAUUGCUCUCAGAGUCUUCCCUAUGGGAAAAAGAUCUCACAAUGUUCUAUCGAUUGCUCAUUAGAUUUAAAUCAUCAAACCCGGGUCCGAACUUGGAUAAAUUCUUGCCGCUUAUAUUACAGAUUGUCGCAAAAAUAAUCAGAAACGACAAAGGAAGUGAUGAAGUCCACGACAUCGUUACUAUAACAGUUGAAAUUUUCAAAGAAUGGUGUCGAGAGCCUCAUGCAGUACGAACUGCUCAACUGGUCACAUUUAUGAUGGAUAUGUUUGAUUUUGAGAAAAUUUAUCCGUUAGGUGAAAAUUUCCGCUGGGUUGAAGAAUAUGCUUUGGAAAGAGAACUGUCUCGGCAGCCGAUUUUACGCUUAAAUGGGGAUGACUCUGAAGAAGAAGAGGAAGUGACUAGAAGACGCAUCAAUCGAGAAUUGCUCCAGUGGGAUCUUCCACUUGGGAAUGUUGAAGAUGAUGAGCUUUUCCGAGUUUUAACACCAAUUGAACAACCAACCGAACGGAUGCUCAGGAUGAUGACCAAGAAUCGAAAUUAUAUGAUGAAAGGUCUCCUGCAAAUUAUCCACCAAGCUUACGUAUUAUGCCCAGACACCCAGUACGCAAAUUUUGAUUCAAUUACUGCAGAGAAAAUAUGCUACUUAAUUGAAGUUAACAAUAACGGAAAAGUUGUUGGCGCCCUCAUAGAGAUGUAUGAAGCUAUUAUUAACCAUAACAUUUACUCGGACAAGAUAACAAAAAUCGUCCAAUUAAAUCUACUUCCAAUUCUGGCACGCCAGCUUCAUUCAAAACCUUUGACUAUGCAAUCGGUCAACGCACUUUUUUCUAUUUUGCUCCGAGAGCAAGUUGAUGUUUCCGCUGGUCUUGAUAAUGCACAUCUAGAAACAUUCACUCCAAAUACGGUGUCCUGUCAUGCGGUAUAUCCACUUUUAUCAAUAUUUGAAGAAUCAGCGGAUGAUGUGGAGAUUUCCGUGUUUACAGUAGUUUGCACAUCUCUGAACAAAGUGUACACUUUUAACAAUCAGCUUACUCAAGCAAUGACCGCAGCUGGUAUUGACGAACAUAUGGUUGCAAUUUUGGCCAAACUUUCGAAGCUUGGAGAUUUCAGAAUUCGAAACGAAAAACUGAAAGCUCUUUUGGAUCCUUGGUUUGCAUUUGCCAUUAGCAUCAUUCGGAUUGGUGUUAAUGGAAGGCAAUCUGUAUUUGAAGGAGCCUCUCGACUCAUCUCUCACAUUUUACUCUUAUACACACAAGAAAAUGGAAAACUAUUGGAUCAACCUGAAAAUGAGUCUCAACGGCUUAUUCGAGACAAUGUUUAUUGGGCACUGUGUGUAUUACUACUUCAAUUGUUCAAGUUUCUUCUUGACAUUGCUUUGGCUGAUUCGAACAAGCACAGGUCAGCAAGUAACUCAUCUCUACACAUGCUUGGAUAUGACGAGGAACCCGAGGAGAUUGAUGCGGCUCCAGUAAAACCUACAAAAUUCUGGGAUGGCUUUGCGCAAAAAGUCAAGGAAAGUGUUAUGGGACCGAACAAUAACAUCUUGAAGUGCCCCUAUAAAAAGCAUAAAGAAUCCCCAUUAACUGCAGAGGAAAUGCGCCACCGUAUCAAAGAUGUGUUGUCGUUGUGCCAAUAUUUUUUCAAGAUUACAAACCGGGUCGAUUGUGACGAGGAGGAUAGUCUGUAUAGAAUAUUCUUUGAAGAACUUUCCAAGUGGACAUUGGAUGAAGCGUGGCCAAACUGUAUUUGGGUAGCAGCAGAUAUGAUGUUUGUAUCAAAUGUAUUUGCAAAUUGCGUCACUUUUGUUCUUACGGAUAUACAUCAAUACAUUACUCCUUAUAAUAAAGUAUUCAGUAGGCAGAAAUCAUCCAGAAUGGAAGUUCUUUUACACAAAAUCAUUCGUUCAUAUACUAAAAUUGCUACAGUGUUUGGAAAUGUUAUGGAUAUUGAUCAGAUGAUAAGAUUGGCCAUGGAAAACAUUACCCAAAGGGAAGAUAACAACUCGAAUCUGUUUAAGCUUGCGGUUUUAUUUCUUAAUUGUCCAAAUGGAAAUCGAUCACGAGGAAAACUUGACGACUAUCCGCAGCCUCGAACACCAGAUCUGAUUCAAAAAAUUACAGUUGAAAGUGAAAUUGCUUCAAGAUACUGGUUGGACCAAAGAAACGAAGUGAUUUCCAAAAUUAACUUGAAAGGAAGAACUCCUCAACCAUACUGUGACGUGUCAGAAAUCAAUUUUUCACUGGAGAAAUUGCAAAAAUCUUUAGCGGCUCCGAGAAAUAUGAAACGGAUCAAUGAAAUUUGUGAUCUCAUGGGAAAGAUUGAAGAAAAUGAGCGUGUAUUUUCUCGAUUGGCAGCUGUUAAAAAUAACUAUCACCCAAGAAAAAUCACUUCAACAUUGGGACCAAGAGGAGAACGAAUGGUUACUGAUCUGACGGAUGUUCGAACAAAAGACAUGUUUGUGAUGCACGAACACACUAAGAAAAUUAGUAUUUUCUCCGAGAUGUUUGAUGCACUCAACUUCUCACUUAUACGGAAACCAAGUAUAUUUGCAACACUGCGAAACGCUUGCUUACAUGGAAUACUUAUAAUGAAUGGAAUUCAAACCAAUCCAGUUUUCCACGUUCAUCGUACUGGAAUUACAGCUUUGCCACAUGGCUCACACAUUGUUGAGAAAACGUUUUUAUUCGAAAAUAUGUCAAUGAUCUUUCGUAGACCGAUGCGACCUUGGGAUGCUUUAGAAGUUUCGUUUGAAAUUUUGAUGAGCAAUCACGAAACUUUACUCAUUUUUUCACAACAGAGAUUUUCCAAACUUGUCAGCCAAUACGCUACAAAACUUAUUGCCACCGAACAUCAACUUCUGGCUUACACCAAACGUUGGGAGGAAGGAAAAAUGUCUAACUUUGAGUAUUUAACUAUGCUAAAUCUUUUUGCCGGUCGCACAAUUCACGACAGUAGUAGCUCUCCAAUUUUCCCGAGGAUUCUAGCCAAAUUUGGUGACAAAUCAGUUGAUCUUCAAGAUAAGACAAUAUACAGAAAACUAGACAGACCUGUGGCUGCUCAAGAUCCUGUUUCAGUUGAGAAACACAAAGAGCACUAUAAUGAGUUGAAGGAAAAUGAAGAAAUCAGCCAUCUUACGCCAUAUCACUUUGGUUCGAUGUGCUCCAAUCGUGGUGUUGUUUCCUUUUUCAAUAUCCGAUUGUUACCAUUUGGAGAAGAGGCCAUUGAACUUCAGGAUGGGCGAUUUGAUUUUCCAGACCGUCUUUUUCAUAAUAUAGAGUCUGGACUGGGCUUAGGAAAAAUUGAAUCAAGCAAUGACUAUAAGGAACUUGUUCCUGAGUUGUUCACAACAGUGGAAGUAUUGAGAAAUGACAAUGGAAAUCAGUUCGGCGAAAAGCAAAAUGGUGAAACUGUGAAUGAUGUAGAUGUUCCACAGUGGUGUUAUAUGGAUGAGAAAGCUGUACAUGAAAAUUUCAUAUACUUACAUAGACACGCUUUAGAAUCCGAAAUUGUUCAGUCAAUGCUUCAUCAUUGGAUAGACCUAGUGUUUGGUUACAAGUCACGAGGCAAAUCAGCACAUGAUGCCAUUAACGUAUAUCACCCAGCCGUCUAUCCUGGGAAUUCUCCACCACCGAGUUUCGACAGAGUCAUGACGAAUGCAUAUGAAGCAAAUCAAAAAACCCUUGGUACGGCACCCAUUCAACUAUUCACGCAAUCUCAUCCAAAACGAGAAGUGCUCCAGCACCGUCGUAGCUCAGUUCGCAACAUGCACGGUCUUGCGUUUGGUAAAGAGCUAACCAUUGGGCAAUAUGAUGUUGGGGAGUACACAAUGGAUACACAAACAACACAAAGAGUGUGGAGAAGAAUGAAAAACUUGAAAUCAAAAAUUUUCAACAAAGCAAACGCAAGUGACCAGGAAAAUUUCCACUUGUUCCAGAAAAACCGAGAUAAACGAGAAAAGGAUCCUUCAGAUAUCAGUUUUAAAAUAAAAGAAGAUCAAUUAAUUUUGUCAGACGGAAAUUCUGAAAUAAGUAAAGGACAUGCUCAGAAGAUUGAGGCAGUAAGCGUGGAUGACAAUUAUGUUGCAUGUAUGCUUCUGCGUGGCCCCAUCGAGAUCUACAAAAUGGCCUAUAGGCAGUAUUCUAAAUCUAGAAUAGCUGUUGACAGAGUUCUUCGCAGUGAUAACAAAGAAUUGGUAAUAGAAUAUUGUGGUACACUUCCAGUUCAAGAAGGACAUUAUACUGACGUUGAAGUUUGUACAUCUUUCUCAACUAUUUUCACUAUUCAUAAAAAUGAGAACAAAUCAAUCAUAUCAGUUUGGAAUCUUCACACUCACCACAUUCGCGGGUGCUGCACUAUUGAAGGAGUUGUCGAGUCGUGUGGAGUGUUAAAAAAUCUUGGAGAACUGAUUGUGACAGAGAAAUGGAACGGAAAUCAGAUACGGUUUAUAAAAGGAUGGAGAAUUAAGAAAAGAGAGACCAAGAAGAAUAAGUACGUUGGGAAAUUUGCUAGAGAACAUUCAGAGCAAAUUAUGGCAAAGAUCAGUAUUAAUGCAAAACCUUUCAUUUCAAAAUAUAUCGGGAAGAAUCAAUUUGUGCACAGUGGUGUCAUUUCAAUGCCGCCAGAGCCUGGAAUGGGAAUUCAAACACUGGCAAUGAUACGGAGUGAUCAUGCAAUUGUUUUAUUCGAGACGAUGAAUUUAACUGAAAUGCGAGUGCUGGAAGUUGAAAAUAGAAUGGAUUACAGCCUGAGAGAACUUCGUUUCCAAGAAGACAACUCUCUUAUUGCAAUUUUCAAAGAAACUCGAUCUCUGCAAAAAAGAAACAAAGAGCUCUACAAGAAUCUUGGAUGUACACCACCAACCAAAACGUGGAGAUUCAAAAUAAGAACUUGAAAAAAAACUAAGUUUUACGCUUUUACGCUUUUAGCUUUACUGUGUUUAGUUCUAUUUAUUCUCUGUAAAUUUGAACGAUACGUGUACAAUACGUUUUUGUUCUUUCUGAAACUAAUAUUUCAGAAAAUUGGCAUUUAAUUUUGUAGUUUCUACAAAUAAUGUCAGCAAUUCUGUAAAAUCUGUUGUAUCAAUAAAUAGAGCUUUUGU